AUGUCUGCGCAGCCUUUAGCUCCGUAUGAUGAAUAUUUCUAUUCACGAGCAACGAACUAUGUCGCAUUUAUGGGCUAUACAAUAUUAGUAUGGGACCAUGUCAUUUCCUUCGGUGACGAGGUAAGGUUCAUUUGGGUGAGGUCAAAGAGUCCGGCGACGUAUCUAUUCUUCGUGAACCGCUAUUUCACACCAAUAGCAUUCAUCGGAAACCUCGUUGCCUACUUUUCCAACUGGGACGAACAAGUGAGCUUUUUGUUCGUAUCUUAUCCGUCUCCGAAUGUAUCUGACGUUAACGGUAGACAAUUCGUUCGUUACGAAGGCUCCUGUACAAUUAUAGCGCUGGAAGUAGCAGCGUUGAUGAUGCUUCUUAGAGUGUGGGCGCUGUACAAGGGGCAAAAUCUGGUGAUAGCGUCGGUCAUACUCCUACUUGCUCUAGAAACUGCCAUACACGCAUGGUUGAUGACUCACAGCGAACCUGUACCCCAUGAUUAUAACUUGCCUCUGAGACCUUGUACGAUGAUUUUCGACCCAGGAUUGGGCGGAUGGCCUUCUCUGUCUGCAUGGCUACCUCUGAUCUACGACACCUACGUGACUGUACUUACGCUCUACAAAUGCAUGCCCCGGGUCCGGAGUUCGUCGGCGACGUAUAUCUUCCGAGUAUUGAUGAGAGAUGGGCUCUUGUACUACAGUGUCAUUUUUUUGGUUAAUCUUGUACUCGCCUUUAUGAUUGUAUUUGCACAGCCUCCAAUUAAGAAUAUCACGGCACAGCUGGAACAAAUGUUCACAGUUGCCAUGAUUUCGCGCAUCACACUCUCCCUCCGACGUUCUGCAGCAGCUCAUAGCAUGGGGCUAGUCUCGGCAGAAGACAACGCAUAUCGAUUCGAGCUCGACGGCUGGAAAGCAACCAGAAAUGAUCCCCAUUUCGUGCGUCAACAACGGUCCUCAACUAUUUGCCAGCAUAUUAGCGUCGUACCUGGUAGCGACCUCACGUCUCCUUCCAACUACACCUCUCCCUAUUCGUCACGACCGGGGAGUUCACACACUGACAAGGCAACCCACGAGCAUAUUGAGUUUGCUGAGAAUGAUGGAAGACGGUCGGCCAAUCUUGGGACCGAGUCGAUUGGUGUGUUAAGUAUAAGUCCUAGACACUCUCAGGAAGCUGCGACGGCAAUGGGAAUGGCGACGAAUAACGGUGUAGGUGCACGACCCGUAGACCGGGUAGCGUUUAUCAACGACCGUUCGAGACUAAACGAGCAAAGCGCAUACGAACUGCGAGUGAUGCGCCCUGGGCGUGGCCCUUGGAAUACGUAG
Fomitiporia mediterranea MF3/22 is the source of this 1311-nucleotide messenger RNA. RefSeq lists its product as uncharacterized. The transcript has 14 exons. Bases 1 to 1311 code for a protein of 436 amino acids. NCBI's taxonomy places the organism in Eukaryota, Fungi, Basidiomycota, Agaricomycetes, Hymenochaetales, Hymenochaetaceae. The record is from RefSeq and is a predicted model, not a curated record.